GGCUGCAAGCUCCUUUCUGGGCCAUCUAGGACAGACCCAAAACUAGGCCCAGGAAUAAACCGAGCCCAUCCCGGUGCACUAUAAAAAAAGUUGGAUUCUUCGCGUCCCCCGACACCUUCCCCGCACACCGGUUGCGAUCCGCCGCCAUCGCUUCAAGCAGCGAACCCUAGCCGCCCUCAGCGACGGAUUGCAGAUCUCCCAGCCAUGACGUUCAAGCGGAGGAACGGCGGACGCAACAAGCACGGGCGCGGCCACGUCAAGUACAUACGCUGCUCCAACUGCGCCAAGUGCUGUCCAAAGGAUAAGGCUAUCAAGCGGUUCUUGGUGAGGAACAUUGUUGAGCAGGCUGCUGUGAGGGACGUGCAGGAGGCUUGUGUGCAUGAUGGAUAUGUUCUUCCCAAAUUGUACGCAAAGGUUCAUCACUGUGUCUCAUGCGCAAUCCAUGCGCACAUUGUCCGUGUCCGCUCUCGUGAGAACAGGAGGAACCGUGAGCCCCCGCAGCGUUUCAGGCGCCGGGAUGAUGGCCCAAGGCCAGGUCAGGGCCCACCGCGCCCAGGUGCUGCUGCCACAGCAGCUCCCCCUGCUGCCGCUCCUCGUACCUAAGUUCAGGAAUGCGUUUCAGGGCUUAGUUCUCUCACCUAUGGGAUAAUGGACUUUUCCUGUUUUGAAAACCAAUGUACUGUACCCCCUUGAUGUCAAAAUUUUAGCACAAUUUGUGGUUCGUUCUUCUGUCAUCCAGUCAGUGCUGUCGUUGAUUAUA
This is a messenger RNA of Zea mays, 760 nucleotides long. Its product is annotated as 40S ribosomal protein S26. Gene Ontology annotation, biological process: translation. NCBI's taxonomy places the organism in Eukaryota, Viridiplantae, Streptophyta, Magnoliopsida, Poales, Poaceae. The transcript has 5 exons. The record is from RefSeq and is a predicted model, not a curated record. Gene Ontology annotation, molecular function: structural constituent of ribosome; mRNA binding. Gene Ontology annotation, cellular component: cytosolic small ribosomal subunit; ribosome. Bases 205 to 603 code for a protein of 132 amino acids.